AUGGCAACUUCCUUAACGGUGGCCGUCAUAGGCGCUGGUCUAGCAGGACUAACUGCUGCUCGUGAACUUCAACGAGAAUCCCACCAAGUUGUGGUGUUUGAAAAGUCACACCGACUCGGUGGAACUUGGGCCUAUGAUCCACGAGUGGAGUCUGAUCUACUGGGAGUUGACCCAACUAGAGAUAUCGUUCAUGGAUCUCUCUACCACUCUAUGCGAACCAAUCUUCCUCGUGAACUCAUGAGCUUCACCGAUUUCAAAUUCAGUGAAAAAGUAUACCAAGAUCCACGGAAGUUUCCUAGCCAUGACGAAGUUCUAAAGUUCUUGGAAGAUUUUGCAUGUAGUUUUGAACUCAACAAGUUAAUUCGGUUCAAUACUAUGGUGACCAAAGUGGAGGUCUUGGAUUCAGGGAUCACCCAGUUUGUGGUUGAGUCGAAUAUAUAUGGGGUGCAUUCGGUGGAGGUGUUCGAUGCAGUUGUGGUUUGUAAUGGUCACAACAGUGAACCUCAACUUGCCACUGAUAUUCCAGGUCUUGAGACAUGGCCUAAAAAGCAAAUGCAUAGCCACAACUAUCGAGUUCCUGAACCAUUUCUAGACCAGAUUGUAGUUAUAAUUGGGAGUGGACCAAGUGCAACCGACUUAUCAAGAGAAAUCGCGACAGUUGCAAAAGAAGUACAUAUGUCAUCAAGAUCGCCACUUGUUAAUAACAGACCAAAAUUGGUGAAAGCGGACAAUCUAUGGCAGCACUCCACGAUCAACUAUAUAAGCACAGACGGUACAAUAAUAUUUCAAGACGGAGUCUAUGUUGAAGCGGAUGUUAUACUUCAUUGCACCGGGUAUGUACAAGAUAAUAUUCUUUUCAAAAUUUGA
Molecule: messenger RNA, 867 nt
Organism: Lactuca saligna
Lineage: Eukaryota; Viridiplantae; Streptophyta; Magnoliopsida; Asterales; Asteraceae
Source: the annotation of a GenBank genome assembly